Odontomachus brunneus is the source of this 3914-nucleotide messenger RNA. RefSeq names its product mitochondrial intermediate peptidase. The transcript is spliced from 10 exons. NCBI's taxonomy places the organism in Eukaryota, Metazoa, Arthropoda, Insecta, Hymenoptera, Formicidae. Gene Ontology annotation, biological process: peptide metabolic process. Gene Ontology annotation, cellular component: mitochondrion. The coding region runs from base 68 to 2164 and encodes 698 amino acids. The record is from RefSeq and is a predicted model, not a curated record. Gene Ontology annotation, molecular function: metalloendopeptidase activity.
UGAAAUUACUUUUUGCUCAAUCUAAUACAAUUCGUCUGUCACGAUAUAACCUAUUUACUCCGCCAAAAUGUUACGAAUAUUUGAAAGACAAAUUUUUCGAGGUGUAAAAAGUAACAGAAGAUUAAAUACGUGGUCACGUCUUGCUAUGGCAUUUAAUUCUACCGUUGAUCAAGAUUAUUUAUCAGAUAUAUCAAGAAAAGAAACGGGAUUGUUUGGUAUUCCGGAAUUAAAAACUGAGGAUGGCUUUCACAUACUAAAAAAUCGUGCAAUGACACAAGCAGAUGUUUUAAUUGAAGAAGCCACAAGUAAGGAUAGGAAAAGAAAGAUGGUAGAAAUAUUUGAUGAAUUGUCCGAUACACUAUGUAAAGUAGCAGAUAUGGCAGAGUUUAUUAGAAUUGCACAUCCUGAUGAACAGUAUGUAAGAGCAGCAGUGGAUGCUUGUAUAACUAUUAGUGGUGUAGUUGAAAAAUUAAAUACACAUCGUGAAUUAUAUGAUUCGUUAAAACAAGUGUCAAGUAAUGGCGACAUUCAAGUGACCUCUGAUAUAGACGAUCACGUAGCUAAAUUAUUUUUAUUUGAUUUUGAGCAGUGUGGUAUACACUUGCCUGAGAAGCAGAGAAAAAAAGUAGUCCAAUUAAACGACUACAUCUUGCAGAUAGGUCAAAAAUUUAUGACUGGUGCCAUAACACCAAGGGAAGUUGAUGUUAAUGUGGUACCCGACUUUAUUAGGCAGCAUUUUGUGACUAAGUAUGGUCAGAUAUUAGUGCAAGGACUUUACACUGACACUUCUAAUACCGCCGUGCGCGAGGCAGCGUACAAAUUAUUUUUGUAUCCUGAUAAAGAACAAGAGUAUCUGCUGCAUGAACUUUUAAGUUCCAGACACCUAUUGGCAGAAUCUUGCGGAUUUGCGUCUUACGCUCACAGAGCUGUAAAGGGGAGUACAGUCCAGUCACCAAAUGUAGUGACAGAAUUCCUCAAUAUACUAAGUGAAAAUUUGCAGUCUACAGCAGCACAAGACUUUCAAGAGAUGCAAAAGAUGAAAGAUGCUGAGUCAUUUGUAAAACAAGAACUGAUGCCGUGGGAUACCGCCUAUUUCAUGGCAAAGGCGAAAAAAGCUUGGUUAAACACAUCCUCCACCGAAUUCGCUCCGUACUUUUCCCUUGGUGCUUGUAUGGAAGGCAUUAAUAUUCUUACACAGUCAUUGUAUGGAGUCAGGCUAGAGUCCGUUCCGGUAUUGACCGGAGAGGUAUGGGCUAGUAACGUUCACAAGCUAACUGUAAUAGACGAAGAUGAGGGAACGCUGGGAUACAUCUACUGCGAUUUUUAUGAAAGAGAGGGGAAGCCGAAUCAAGACUGCCACUUUACGAUUCAGGGUGGAAAGCAACUAUCGGACGGUUCCUAUCAGAAUCCUAUAGUUGUACUCAUGUUGUCACUACCGCAACCACGCUGGUUGAAUCCAUGCUUGCUAAGUCCGUCGUCCGUGGACAAUCUAUUUCACGAAAUGGGACAUGCGUUGCAUUCUAUGCUCGGUCGAACGAAAUAUCAACACGUGACCGGCACUAGAUGUUGCACAGACUUUGCGGAAGUGCCAAGCGUAUUAAUGGAGUAUUUCGCGAGUGAUCCCAGGGUUGUGUCAAAGUUCGCGAAGCAUUUUCAAACUGAAAAGACGAUGCCGGAAAAUUUGUUGCACAAACUGUGCGCCUCGAAAAACAUUUUCUGCGCAUCCGAAUUACAAAAUCAGGUGUUCUACAGUAUGUUGGAUCAAGUGUAUCACAGCGGUAGAUUGACAAAGUCCACUACUGAAAUUUUAGCGGAUGUACAAAAAGAAUAUUACGGUUUACCGUAUGUACAGAAUACGGCAUGGCAAUUGAGAUUUUCUCACUUGGUCGGCUACGGUGCUAAAUACUAUUCUUACUUAAUCUCUCGUGCGAUUGCCGCUUGGAUAUGGCAAACCUAUUUCCAUAACGAUCCUUUUUGUCGAUCAGCGGGUAAUCGUUAUCGAAAGGAAUGCUUAGCGCACGGAGGCGGUAAACCAGCGUCACAACUAGUCUCGGAUUUCUUGAACAAGGAAGCUAACGCUGCUACAUUUGCAAAAUCGCUAAUCAAUGAGAUUGAUAUGAAGAAUUUACACAUUCAAAUGAUAAAACAACGUGAUACGGUGUAAAUUUUUCGUAAUUUGUGCUAAUAAAUGAAAGUAGUUUACAUGCUGCUUUAAGUUCUACACAUGAUAACUUCUUGUUAUAAAUCCACGUAUAAUAGUUUCACACUUUGCAAUAAAUUUCUAAAAAGAAAACAUAUUACAUACAAAAGAAUUUAUUCCAAGUGUUCAAAAGAGAAUUCGUCAUUGAAAAAUAACAUUGUAAUAAUUCCGUAUAAAUUUUCUUGCAUUUCUCUUUGAAAGUCAAGUUUUCAUAUCGUUACAUGAUAAGUGAUCAUAAUUUAUUAUUCUCGUUAAAUAGCACUGAAUUUCUUUCUUUUUUUUUUUUGAUUGUAUUUUAUUACAAGUACAGAACCUUAUUCUCUAUGUACAGUUUGGAUAAAUGUAUGAGUUAUUACAAAAAGAUAAGGUUUGUAGUGUUAUACACAAACGAAACGCAGUAUAAAGUAAAGUAAUUUAUGCGAGAAGAUAUUCAUUUAUAUAAUCUACCCUUUAUUUCCUGAGGUUAUUCUAUAUCUGUACAUGGCAACGUAAAGCUACGAUCAUUCCCCGCUAAAAAGGAGCGUGAUAUUUCGCGCUGGCAGUACUAUUUUUCACGAUUAAAAAGUAAGAUCGAAUCGUAUCUUCCGUACGCAUUUACAUUGUACUGCGUUUGUUAACGUUUCGUUUAACUUUCGAACUUUUUAGUGAGCACUUUCGUCAAAAUGAGCUAAAUGCUUUUUAUCGAUAACUCCAUUUCUCCAUAUUCGUAAAAACUGUUUAAUCUAGCUCAUAAAUAUGCGGACACAAAACGAUUUAACAAGCCACCGAAUGAACAUUUACUCGCGUAAUUUUUAAAAUUAUCCUCAAUAAUUCUCAAAAUUCUUAAUCAUCAUUAUACUACAUUAUGUAAUUCUCUGCUUGUUGAAAUCUUAUUUAUUUUACAUGUAUUUUAUCGUGUACGCGCGCAUGUACGUGUAUAACUAGAGCUUUGUAUUCACAAUGAAGCACUGGACAUUUUUCUCUUUCGCUUUUUCUUUUAUACAAGUCCGUUAUUUUCAUUCUUUUAUUAUAUUAGUAAUCAGGAAUUAUGAAUUCACGCCUUUUGUUUAGUAUAGAGAGAGAGAGAGAGAGAGAGAGAGAUGUUUUUGAAGUAUUAUUUUACUUUUAUCCAAAUGUUAUGUUCGUAUCGAACUAACUUUACGUUUUACACAGCAUUUACAAGAAUUAUAUGACUCGUCUUCGUUAAAUUAGUGAAUCACUUUGUAAUAAUAUAAUAGCCUCAGUUAUUUUUUUCACUAGUAUAAAUCUAAAGUAGAGCAUAUAGAAUCAGAUGGAGUCAGAAACACGUAUAAUUUUUCGAAAUUAUUAAGUUGUCAUCAUUAAAAUUGAAACUAUUAAGAUUAUAUAAUCAAUUUAUCGAAUCUGUUACACGCGCAUGUAAAUUCAUAAAUAAUUAGGAUUAUUUAUUUUAUACAAAGCAGAAUAACCUCAUUUUUUAUUGGACAUCACAUAAAUAUGUGAAUUAUGAAGCACAAUUGAAAUAGUAAAACAGCUUCUCUUAUUUAAAGACAAUGAACAGUAUGAUAUAUGUAUAUAUAUAAAAGUAUAUAUACAUAUAUAUUAUAUGAUAUUAUAUAUUAUCACGCAAGAAAUGACCACGAAGUAUCUCAACUAAGUUUCCAAGAGGUCUUUUAUCUAUAGAUGCUCAAAAAUAGACUAUAAUCCAGGAAUUUAAAAAAAAAAACUACGCAACAUAUCAGUUUAUGAUUUGACA